Messenger RNA from Aspergillus calidoustus, 690 nucleotides. Lineage: Eukaryota; Fungi; Ascomycota; Eurotiomycetes; Eurotiales; Aspergillaceae. The record is from the annotation of a GenBank genome assembly.
AUGCACGUCCUUGUCAUCGGAGGAACCGGCCGAACCGGCAAACUUGUCAUCGACGAGCUUCUUUCGCGAGGCCACGAAGUAACGACUCUCGCACGAAACCCACUGGCACUCGGCAACCCACGUGCCAAGCUUAACAUCGUGAAAGGGACACCAGCCAAUCUAAAUGACGUCCGAUCCGCAUUCACCUCCCAGAAUAUUCACCCCAUCUCCGCCGUGAUAAGCACCCUCUCCGCCCCUCGCGCAAGCGACAGCCCCUUCGCAGCGCCCAUAUCCCCACCAACUCUAAUGGCCGACUGCACACGAAACGUACUCACCGCAAUGACGGAGUUUAACGUGCGCAAAAUCGUCAUCAUGCAGGCCUUCGGCGUCGGGGAGUCGUGGGAGAAUAUGAACUGCAUGCUGCAGCUGCUCAUGCGGAAAUCAAAUAUGUGGCUCCAGUAUGAGGAUCAUGGGGCUGUUGAGGGGCUUGUUAAGGAGAAUAGUAGAGAAAGGGAUGGGAAGGUAGAGUAUGUGCUUGUUCGGCCGUGUAGGCUUGUGGAAUCUAAUGAGAGGAAGGUCAAGGUUUGGGCUGAGCAUGGGAAGGGGGUACCGCUUAUGGCGAGUGCUAGUCGGGUGGGCGUUGCGGGGUUUUUGGUUAAUGCAGUUGAGAGUACCGAGUGGGAUGGGGCCGAGCCUGUUAUUUCGACUUAG